AUGGAGGGUUACCGCAGGUGCAACAACUGUGGCAAGGAAGGCCACUUUGGGAAGGAUUGUCCCAACCUUGCUAGGGCAGCAACACGCCCGCCAGUUCAGACCCCUCACCAGCACCAGCGGAGAGAUAGAGGUUUGGUCAGGACGUCGUCCUUUUGUGCUAGGUGUCUGGUGGAGGUAGAGGGACGCAGGUACAGGGUCAACUUGAUUUGUCUGCCUCUACAAGAGUUGGAGGUGAUAUUAGGAAUGGAUUGGCUCUCUGCCAAUCGUAUUCUUAUAGAUUGCCGAGAGAAGAAACUGUUUUUUCCCAACACAGAGGAGCCUGGGUUGGUAUCUUCUCAGGGUGUUAUGAAGGAACUCCAUGAAGGCACACAGUGUUACGUGAUCUUCAAACAUCUGGAGGUGGAGGGAGGAGAGACGACGUCAAUAAUACCAGUAGUGCAGGACUUUGAGGAUGUGUUUUCGGAGGAAGUAUCAAGGUUACCGCCCCGCAGAGAGGUAGAGUUCUCUAUCGAUCUAGUGUCGGGGACAGGUCCAGUAUCGAUGGCUCCCUACCGCAUGGCUCCAGCAGAGUUGGUUGAACUUAAGAAACAGAUAGAGGAAUUGAUGGCGAAAUAG
This is a messenger RNA of Vigna unguiculata (cowpea), 615 nucleotides long. RefSeq lists its product as uncharacterized. Gene Ontology annotation, molecular function: zinc ion binding; nucleic acid binding. NCBI's taxonomy places the organism in Eukaryota, Viridiplantae, Streptophyta, Magnoliopsida, Fabales, Fabaceae. The record is from RefSeq and is a predicted model, not a curated record.